Messenger RNA from Trichomycterus rosablanca, 1267 nucleotides. RefSeq names its product translocase of inner mitochondrial membrane 9 homolog (gene timm9). The transcript has 4 exons. Bases 89 to 358 code for a protein of 89 amino acids. Lineage: Eukaryota; Metazoa; Chordata; Actinopteri; Siluriformes; Trichomycteridae. The record is from RefSeq and is a predicted model, not a curated record.
CACACUUACCGUCACAUGUCCUUCAGAGACCUGCAAGCUAUACUGUGUCUCAUCCUCAGAUCACCUAACAGAUUUAAAGUGGUGGACUAUGGCUGCUCAGGUGUCAGAAUCGGAUCAGAUUAAACAGUUCAAGGAAUUUCUUGGCACCUACAACAAACUGACUGAAAACUGCUUCAUGGACUGUGUGAAAGACUUCACCACCAGAGAGGUCAAAGCCGAGGAGACAACAUGCUCUGAAAGCUGUCUACAAAAGUACCUGAAAAUGACCCAGCGGAUCUCCAUGCGCUUCCAGGAGUAUCACAUCCAGCAGAAUGAGGCUUUGGCAGCUAAAGCUGGAUUACUAGCUCAGCCUCGAUAGUAACCCCUAUGUUGUACAGACUCUGAUCUCCUCAGGCUGUAGUUCCACCGCACCUGCUUCAUACUGAACUGAUGAGGCAGAGGAAGACGUCCUACUGUUUGUUUCAGCUCCAGCAACGGAUGAAGGUUUUUUAAGCGACCCACAUUUUGUCCAUGAUUUUUAUUGCGACCCAGGCAACACAAACAAUUCAUCACGAACAAUGCAAUUAAUAAAAAUGGUGGCAAUCUGGUCCCACUGUGUAAUGUAAAGCCUCCACAUGGGGGCAUACAAGCUCAUUUUGUGUUUAUGUGCCUGUUAAAGUUCAUUUAUUUAAUUAUUGUUUUUCUCUGCAACCCAUUUUUUUGGCUUGCGACCCAGGGCUUAAAAAACCCUGAUGUACCGUAUGUAGACAUCCUUCAUAUUAAUGAGUUCGGCCAUUUCAAUCACACCUGUUACUAACUGGUGUAGAAAAAUCAUCAAUUCUAUAAAAUAAAAUAAAUGUCGUUGAUCUGGGGGCCAUUUAAACGAAGGCUUUUUCCUGUUCCAGCAUGACUGUGCCUAUGUUCACAAUGUGAGGUCCAUAUAGACAUGGUUUUACAAGUUUGGUGUGGCUUGCACAGAGCUGUGACCUCAGCUCCACUGAUCACCUUUGGGAUAGAUUUGAAUGUCAGACAAAAUCAGUGCCUGACAUUACAAAUGCUACUUUUACUGAAUGGGCACAAAUUUAAUCAAACACAACCACACUCGAAAACCCUGUAAACAGCCUUAUCAAUACGUACAGGAUGCUAUAUUCACAAAGCAUGGGUGGAUAUCUUUGUAUUAAUGCCUAUGGUUUUGGUAUAGGAUGUCUAACGAAUGUUUAUGGUCAUGUGUCCACAUGCUUUUGGCUACAUAUAGAAUGAGGUCUAUGUAUUUCUCCCUUUAAUGACA